GAUACCUGUAUGAUUACAACAGGUUGCAUUCUCUUCUCCGUGUCAAAGUUGUCUAGUAAAUAAUGCUUGAACUGCGAAUAAAAAUCUUUUCCGCGCUCGUUUUUCUUGCUGUGCUAUCAAAUUGCAAGAAAGAAGAAAGUCCUACGUUGAGAAAACUAUUACUGAAGAGCAUCGAGGCGCCAUCUUGGAAAUUUCAAAGUAUCGAUCAUGAAUGGUCGUGGCAUCAAAAGUACAACGACAAAGGAUUUCAAGCGCUAUCACUUUUUGUUAAGAAAUUCGAGAAAUCGUAUAAAUCCGCCAAACACGAGUUGAUAUGGAUGUUUGGUAGAGAAAGCUUGAUUGAAAGUCGAUUGAAGCCACUGGAAAGAAUCAGUGAUCAGCUGGAUGAGAAUGGGAACUUGACCGUCAAGGAUAUAUAUGACGUAAUAACAUGGAGAGUCACAUUCCCCACCGUUCAUCAGUUAGUAGAGGCGAAGUCUCGGUUCAUCAAAAGCUCUCGUUUUGGCGUUGCCAUUGUUAAAUGUUUUGGUGUGUGUCCACGAGCUGGUAGAUUUUCAGCCAGCGGCUAUAGAGGGAUAACUCUGAUUGCAGAGAUUGACGGGAAGCCUCUUGAGAUCCAACUAAUGACACCAUAUAUGGUCAUGUGGGCAGAUUGGGCUUAUAGCGUGUUACUUGAUGAGACGUUGGGUUUGAAGAAAGAUGUGGCGGAAUAUGGACGAAAUCUUUCAGAAUAUUACUACAACUUAGAUUCCAUUCGAGACAAGCGACCAGCUUGUCCUAGGACUCUUGCUCAAACAAACAUGAAAACACUUACAACAAAGUUGGUAAAAAGUAGCAAAAUAUUUGACGCAUUGGGCGACCCUCCGUCGGCUUGUCAGUUCUGGAAUGAUCUCGCUGUGAAUAAGAACCACAACCCCGGGGUACGACGGGAAGUCUUGAGUGCUGUGGUCAAGCAGAAGGCGAGUGGGCAUGGGAACAAGCCUAGUGUUAUCGACAUUGAUAAUAUAUUAAAACCCGGAAAUCUUAAAGAAAGCAAGAAAAACAGCAAGGAUAAGAAGGGAACCAAGAGAACAUUGGAGUGGCCAGUGUAUUAUUACUACUAGGAUAUAAAAGGAUGUAAGAGAACAUUGGAUUGGCCAGUGUAUUAGUUGCAACUAGGAUACAAGGGGAUGUAAGAGAACAUUAGUACCAAGUAUAUUAUUGCUAGUAGGAUACGAAGGGAUGUCAGAGAACAUUAGUGCCAAGUAUUAUUGCUAGUAGGAUACGAAGGGAUGUCAGAAACAUUAGUACCCGAUAUAUUACUGCUAGUAGGAUACGAAGGGAUGUAAGAGAACAAUUAGAGCUCCAAGUGUAUCAUUACUACAGUCAUUACUCGCCUUGACCAAUCUCAUGUUAUUACUAGACUCAAAGAGAAUAAAUAGACCAAAGAUUUCUGUGUUUUUUACUUUAAUGCUAAGUU
This is a messenger RNA of Dendronephthya gigantea, 1459 nucleotides long. RefSeq lists its product as uncharacterized. The transcript has 3 exons. The coding region runs from base 63 to 1103 and encodes 346 amino acids. Lineage: Eukaryota; Metazoa; Cnidaria; Anthozoa; Malacalcyonacea; Nephtheidae. The record is from RefSeq and is a predicted model, not a curated record.